AUGGGAUUUUUGAGUGGUGUUCUCAGUAACAUCCAAGGCCAUUUAGGGCAGCAUAAAAACACUUUAGAUAGUGCAAUUGAGAGUCUUGAGCAAAAUAAACACGGCGGUAAAAACGGUUUUAAUGCUGCGAUUGGAAUGGUGGUCGAAGGGGUGCGGGGGUAUAAUGAGAGUGUUAGAAAAAGUAUUUUGAAUGUAAGGAAACAAAUAAAAAAUUUCGAAAGAGACAUUAACACGCUAAAAAUAAAGAUGAAUGACAUAAAUGAAAAUAUCGAUAUACGUUUUCAUUCAGAAGCCGAGAAGGCAGAAAAGUCCGUCAGAAAUGCGUCGUCAAAUUGUCAACAGUAUGCUGCGACGUUUAAUGAGACUUUCAAUCUGAAGACGAAAACAGAGAUGAAAAAUUAUAUUAAUGAUUUGAAUCAUCCGCUGUCACUCAAAGUAAUAAAAGCUGUAGGCUUCGUCAAAGAUGAAAGUGAGAGAUUCAAGAAGUUGUCAGAUAAGGAAAGCAGAGACUUUGAUACUAUGAAGUCUAGGAUCGAGAGUGUCUGUACGGAUCAUGGAAAGAAGGUUAAUGCGCAUAUAUGUAAUGAAGUGACUGAACUUGUCACGAAAUUGCGGAUGUUGGUUAGGGCAAUUUUGGAUGAGCUGAAAAAAAUUGAAAAAAGCUUGUUCGAGUAUGUGCAGGAUUUGAGUAAAUGGAUUGAGCAGGCAAACACUGCCGUGGAAGCGGCGUUAAAAAAAGUUGAAAAAAUUAUAUAUGAAGUAGAUGACAAAUCUGUAUUCAACAAAGUUAAGCCUAUUAAGGACGCUGCCCAAGAGCUGUACGACCGAGCAUUCGAGUUAUUCGAUGCUGGGAACAAGGCCAACAAAGCAGCUGACGAGCACGUAAAAGCAGCGCUUGGGAAGGUGAAAGAGAUGGACGAGGCGCUAAAAGGGGAUUUGUGGAAGGUGAAGGAUGCUGUUGAUGCGGCAAUGAAGAAGUUUGUCACGGCGUAUCUCAAAGAGGUUCAACUGCGAGUUGGAGUUAUUAAGGGGCACAUUGGAGAUAAAGCGAAAGGUAAAGAAAGCGGGAACAAAAAUAGCAUUGAUUACAAUUGGGAUGAGUUGAAAAAACAAAUCAAUAAACUCGUUCAAAGCCUAACAAAUAAGGUUGCAAGUCGAAAAGCCGGUCACCUUCAUGACAUUGAAAAGAAAAUAAAAGAAUAUGAGGAAGAGUUCAGCGGACAGGUGGCAUUUAACAAUGUGAUAGGUAGGUGGGUUGAUAAGAUACUGGAGCAUAAUAUUCUGGUAAGGGAGUGUAUGGAAGGAUACGUUUUUGCCAAUAACAAGAGCCAUCUUCAGCAUAAAUAUAAACAGGAAGCAAAUGGAAUAUACCGUCAACUUAAUGAGGUCAUUAGAGAUAAUAUUAAGAAGCAUUUACCAAUCGGUCUCAUUGAAAAAGCCGUCACCGCUUCCGUUGCGGCCUCUACAUCAGCAAGGCGCGGUACAGAAAUUGAACGGUCGGUGGAAGCUGUUCAGCGAGUUUGUUACAAAUUCGCCGAGGGGCUUGAAGUACAAUUAUCGUCUGAAAAGAUUGAUGAACUAUCCUCUAGUAUGGUUGAUGAGAUCGAAAAAAUUGUGUUGAAUCCCGGAGCAUCCUCUAUCACUGCCAAAUCUCAUCUCAAGUUCGCAGUACAAAUUACCUUGCAUUCAUUGUGUAUUACCGCUAGACAGGUGUGCGACAAUUUGUACCAAUUCACCGUAUCCCUUUGCAACAUAGGCGGUAACGUGCAGCAAGCGAUGAAUAAUGCCAUGUCAAUCGGAAAGCAGUUUGCAGACAAAGACAGAGAAAGCCUGAGUGAUGAAGAUGCAGGCCCUAAAAUUACUGCAGCAUUGAAUAAGGUGAAGCAGGAUAUUUCUGGACUGGAAAGUGAUCUCGUAGAGGCUGUUGCCCCUACCGGUGGCGAACCCUUCGAUCCUGACUCACACAGUUCCGGCGACAUUCUUAAAACAAAUGUUGAUGCAACCGUUGCAGGCAUACUAAGUAAGAAGAUCGGCAAUACUCAACGUCAAGCAGGUGGCGAAAAUAAAGUGGUUGUCGAUAAGAAGAUAUUUCACGGUUAUAAUAUACACGUCAAUCAAGAUGCAAUUGAUAAGGUAGCCGCCGGGCAGCUUACCGGCACUACCGAUGAAGGCUCCCUCCCCCAGGCGAUCGGUGCGAUUAAGACAGAAGUAGAGAAAGCUUUGUCCUCAAUUGGAGACAUAAAUGGCAAGGUCCAAACACAGUUCAAUACAUUAACAUCAAAUUUUCAAAACCUUUGUGAAGCUGUCAUGAAAGCGGCGAGAGAUGAUAAGGAUAACGCUAAGACAAACUUGGAGAAGUUGAAAAAUACGUACUUUAAGCAUUACGACAGUAAGAAGAAGGAUGCAGAAGAUAGCAUAAAGAAAAUCAAGUAUGACCUCGACACGUUGUUAUCAGGUUCAGUGUAUCGAGCCGUUAAUUUGGGUGACAAAUUCUUAAAAACUGAAGCAGAUAAAUUGCGCGACGAAACCACCGAAAAACUUAAACAGCAAAUCGACGACGAAGUAGCGAAAGCGAAAAAGGAGCUCACAACACGAGCCCGGAUAGAUUACGUUUCCACUAUGAAGAUGCUACUCUUGCAAUAUGAGGACAGGGUCGCUAAGGAACUCACUGGCAUUCCGCAGGAAAUUAGCGACGACCUGAUUACGGGCUUCAAGGGUUUCAUGGGAACGUUUGCCGGCGAAAAUGGCAGAACAGUUUCCGAUGUCAAUAUAGAGAAGCUUAAAAGUGUUGCAACAACUAUGUCCUCGACUAAAUACGAUCCCAAGCAAUUCACAGAUUUGGCCAAGCAGUUCCAGUCAUUCUGGCAUCCACUCAACACGUACCUCAAAAAAGAGAUCAAACGAGCCCACGCAGCGAAUAACGAGAAAACCAAUCCCGAGCCCACCGACGUAGAAAAAUUGUACACUUCCAAGAUUGAUUCCGUUACUAACGAACUAAACAUUCUGCUAAACCAUCUUCGUGAACAUAAUAGGUACGACAAUAAGAUGCCUGAGAUGCUCGACAUCCUCUCCACGGAGGUCGAUGGUCUCCACCCUGAGUCAUUUUCUGAGCCGAGCACUCCGCUGCUUGACGGUAUAAGUAAGGGGCUGGGUAAGUUUGCGGCUGAGCUUAGUAAGACAUAUUUAAACGCGUACGACGGAGCUUCGGAUGGCAUGGUAUUGGUCGACGCAAGAAAUGAUAAAGUGACCGAUGAUGGCAACAAGUGCGCUAAAGUGUGCCUGUCGCUGCUCUCCAUCCUGUAUUCCGAGUUCAAGACUUUACUGAAGUACUGCGUUGCAAGGUGUAAAAGCGAUCAAAUAAACAUAAACACAGAGCUCGGAAAAUAUUUCGCCACUCAAGGCUACAAGGUUACCGAGGACGAGAAGAAGCACGGUGAGCUGCAGGACAGUAAAGGCAUGACAGGAUUAUUCAUCUGCAAACGUAUGUUCGGGAAAGAUGAACAACACGUUUACAAUAUUGACAAAUCUAAGCAGAACGCACUGGAUAAGCUUCACGACUGCCUCCAAACAUAUUACCAAGUCAGCCACGUCGCCACCUUCUCUGCGAGGAAACGUCCAUGUAACAUAUUCGAGAUGCUUUGCUGGGUGUCCGGGCUACCGUGCAAUAACGUGUAUGCUGACUUGUUAGACGUCGCUCUAAGUGACCUAUUUGUGGAUCCAAAGAAGGAGACAACACUUGAAGACAUCACCGUGUCGGAUGUCACCUCCGAACCCCUCGCAGCGUACCCACUGUCGAUCGCAUAUGACGACACACGCAGGGCGGUGAAACGCCUGUGUUCCAGAUCCCACGAUAUUCUCACAACAAUCGCUGGAUCCGGGGACGCGCACUCCAUGUACGCCGUCGACUACUCCACCAAUUCGCUGAACUUUCACUACCCAUCCAAGGGCGAAGAUUGCCUCCAGAUGCUAUUGGACAUUCUUCGCAGACUACUACCCUCGCUUAAAUUUUUGCAUACUCAAUGCGGCCUAAGCUCUGCAUACCACGGCUGGUCCGGCUGUCAGUACGGCAGAGGAGUCAAACACUCCAAUUGGCAAUGCGGUGAACACCCCGCCAACGAGUCAACCGAUUGCCUACCUAGAUCACCGCUGAUGUCGUAUCUUCGCGACAGCCUACCCGGGUGCCUGCCUCACCAGUUGGUUUCAGCGGGGUGUAAGUCCGAGUGUAAAACGUGUCCCAAAAGCCUACCCGGUGCGCCAUGUAUAACACCACUUGGCUUUAGGGGUUUCUCGGGAAGCACGAAGACAGGUAAGGACAUAUGUACCGUGCUGACCAAAUUCUUCGACAAUUCGAAUAUUAACGCGCUCUUCGGUCUGCUGCCCAAGCCGCCAUCUACAUUGCCCGAACACUUCCAAUUUGCGUUGACGUUAAGUAGUAUGUUAGAUAAUGCUAACGCCGCUAGUGAUGUCAGCUUAGCUUUUGUAACGAAAACGAAAGCGCUGUCCAUCGAUCUAUACAAAGAGACAAGCAAACUCACAGGUGCGCUGCAGAAUGCAUAUCGCAACCAAGCAGGCCACACCAGCUCAGACCAUUCCAAAUCUACGGAGGCUGACUUGUCGAGCCUGUCGAAAGAUUCGUGCAAUCUACCUCAUGAGAGGGAUAUUCACUGCGCUCCCUACCUCUGCUCCACAUCUUCAGAUGCGUACACGUACCUCGCCAAAAAGCACGCUGAUCUUUACCUCUCAUGGGCUGUAUAUCUACCGUGGACAUUCUACAGUUACCUGAAAUCAUUGCUCGAUGCGUUCCAGCAGAUUGAUUGUGGAGGCUCCGGUUGUACGAAAUGUUCGUGCAAGCCGGGUAAGCAUGGUGUCGAAUACAGCUGCAAGUGCAAGGCACUGAUAAGCUGUCGUGGAGUGAUGACUACGUUCUACCAGUACGGGUUCACUUUUGGCGACGCAAAAACGCUGUAUGGAACUAACAGGAAAUUCUGCCUUAGUUUCAGUACACAGCUGAGUAAUCUGCUGAAAUCGCAACACUUCACCAAAUUAUUUGAAGAAUGUGACAACUUCAUUUGGACAAUCAGAGAACCGUUCACCUAUCUAGUCCUCGCGCUCUGGUCACUCUCCCUUUUCUACCUCGUUUGCGUAAUGGUUGGCAGACUGGAUGUGCUCCAUAUCAAAUCGCACUUACGAUCACCAUCAUCGCACAAGAUUACUGCUCAAUCAUUGUUGGCGGCGGCGCAAGUCGGAAGGCUUGCCAAGAUAUCGUACCUGCAGCCGUGA
Molecule: messenger RNA, 5280 nt
Organism: Babesia bigemina
Lineage: Eukaryota; Apicomplexa; Aconoidasida; Piroplasmida; Babesiidae
Exons: 1
Coding region: 1-5280 (1759 amino acids)
Source: RefSeq, a predicted model, not a curated record